Molecule: messenger RNA, 5684 nt
Organism: Oryctolagus cuniculus (rabbit)
Lineage: Eukaryota; Metazoa; Chordata; Mammalia; Lagomorpha; Leporidae
Source: RefSeq, a predicted model, not a curated record
GCUGCUGCACUCCAGCCUGCAGUUUCCUCCACGGCUCUGGAUUGGUCCAAAGAGGGACAGAGGGCUGGAAAAGAACCUCUAUAUAUUUCUCAGGCAGUUUUGAAGUUUCCAGAGACUCAUUCUGCCGUUAAGAAGUUUUGCUCAAAGCUGAGGAGCUAAGCCACUUGCCAAAAUGUGCAAAGGACUUGCAGCUUUGCCCCACUCAUGCCUGGAAAGGGCCAAGGAGAUUAAGAUUAAGUUGGGAAUUCUCCUGCAGAAGCCAGACUCGGCCACGGACCUUGUCAUCCCUUACAAUGAGAAGCCGGAGAAGCCAGCCAAGCCGCAGAGACCCUUGCCGGAGGAGGCCCUGCAGUGGCGUGAUUCUCUGGACAAGCUCCUGCAGAACAAUUAUGGACUUGCCAGUUUCAAAAGUUUCCUGAAGUCCGAAUUCAGUGAGGAAAACCUUGAGUUCUGGAUUGCUUGUGAGGAGUACAAGAAGAUCAAGUCCCCUGCCAAGAUGGCAGAGAAGGCAAAACAGAUUUAUGAGGAAUUCAUCCAAACGGAGGCCCCUAAAGAGGUGAAUAUUGACCACUUCACUAAGGACAUCACAAUGAAGAACCUGGUGGAGCCUUCCCUGAGCAGCUUCGAUGUGGCCCAGAAGAGAAUCCAUGCUCUGAUGGAGAAAGAUUCCCUGCCUCGCUUCGUGCGCUCUGAAUUUUAUCUGGAGUUAAUCAAGUAGUAAUUUGGUCAGGCUAUGAAAGGCACUCAGUGAGUUUCUUCCUCCAUAAUAACCCUGUGUUUUCCAGUAACCUACAUAUCUUCCCAUAGCAGCUUUGCUCAGAUACCCAAACAGGAAAAUUCCCAAGGAAUGUUGCCCAUUCUUUUGCCAACCUUGUCUUGGAAGCUUACACAGGGUCCAAAUUCCUUCCUCUUCCUUCCUUUCUCCUUCCUGCCCCAUUGUUAAUUGGAUUCCACACACUUUUGUCAAACUCAAUCUGAAUCACAGAAAAACCAUGCUAAGGCAAAGAAAUAUUAUAUCUCUGGAUUUAGGAAAUAAAUCUCAAUUUACACUAAUCUGAAAAAGAAUACAGAUGUGAAAACAUCAGAUUCAAAGGGGCCUGAUUGAUCUCACUUGUUGUUUUACUUCUGACCAAGGGAGAUCAUCCCUCUAUUUUUAAAGAAGCCACUAUUUACUUUUUAAAGCAAAUUCAUUGUUUAAAAUACAAUCUUUCCCUUAGAGCAUCUUCAUGUUAGCUUGGAUAUUAUAAAUGAGAUACAAUCACAAAUUUAUUGUGUUGAUACAAAAUCAACUAAACACCAUUCAUAUUCAUUGUGUCUUUUUACCUCCUGCCCUUAUUCCCACAAGAAAGUUACCAAGUUGUUUUAAAUCAAUGAUCUAAGACCAACAAUGGACUACAUAACAAAUAUAUCUAUGGCCCUAGGGUAUAAGCCAAAGUUUUAAUUAUCAAGAUAUUUGAUAUCCUUGUGAACAUAAAACCCCCAGAUUUCUAACUCUGAUUAUAUAAAAUAAAAGUAUUCAUGGAGAUAUUCAAUAUCAGGAUUGCAUACUAAAAUGGAAAAAUACUGUCAAGGUUAAAAUGAUUAUUCCAUGAGUCCCUCUAUUAUUGUUUUUGUAAAUGACAAUUGCCUUCAAGAUGCAAAAUUACUUUUGGAAAAAUUAAUGUGGUUAUACGUAGAGGCUUUCUAAAUGAGACAAAAUUUUAAGGAAUUCUGCUUUUUGCAAUAUAAUAUGAUCUUUUGCAAUGCUAUGUUCCCUCACUAUUUUGCUUUAUGCAUUAGUAAAUUGUACCUAAAAUGAAAAGCACAGAUUUAUAUUCCUGACACACCUCAUGCACAACUAUGGAUAAGUCAUGGUAUUUCUAAUAGUUUUAAACUUUUAAUUCUGUGUUUCACUGUUAUAAGUCUUAGAAAAUUUUCCUUGUCUUUCGUACAUUUGAUUAAAGUAGUGAUUUACACAACUUAGCUAUACACAGAAUCAAACCGAACCAUGUAUGAAAGUAGUCAAUGUUAGGAUGUGGGGUUAUUGGAGGAGAAAGAGGAUAUUUUUAAAACAGUAUUAAUAAAAAUCCAAAACAUUUAAGUAGAAGACAACAUUGCUUAGUCUUGAAUUUCCUUCUUUUGUUUCCCUUUUUAAUUCACAUGCUCCUGGUUUUCCACAUGUAUAGCUCAUUUAUUUAGCCAUUUCCUAGGAAUAUCAGCAGCAAAGCAGCCAUGUUGCUCUUCUUUGGGCAUGUGCUGAUUUUGCCCAUUUUUGUGAUUUCAAAGGAUAAUGCUCCCUUCCUGAAUACUCACCAUUUCACCUUCUGAAAGCAGAUUGAAAUGACUGUGUAUGCUGCCAGCAAUGGCAAGACAUCUGAAUUGACUCAGAUUUGUCACUAUUGCCUAUUUUAAAGAAGCUCCUUCAUCAAGCAGUCCACAGCUAGGCUCCAUCAAAAUUGUAAACGUGAAAACAUUCUCAUUGAAUGCGUUUGUGUUAGGUUGACAAGGAACUCAGAUAAAAACAAUGAAAACGCUCUGGGCAUCAUCUCCCUCAGCAUCUAUCUAUUGUGCCCAAAAUCAGUAAAAACAACAAAAAAGUGCCAGUUCUUGACUUCCUAAAGCAGUCGGAAAUGGUAGGAACUCUGGAAUCUAGGUGAUUCAUUUUUCUUUGAAUGCCAAAACAUUUUUCAAGAUUAAUUAAAAGUCAAAUACUUUGUUCACAUUAUUUGAAAUUCAUAGAUAUUUGAAAGUGUCCACAGAGGUAAGUAGAUACCACGUAUCUCCAGAUAGUUGAUUCUGCAAAGACUCCAGCUAGCUCUUCACAAAUUGACUGCACACCCUAAGUAAGUGAGUAGACUUGUCAGGGGAGGGUAACAAGAGCCUUCACCUUCACGUGAGCUGAAUCCAGGAGGUCAAUGGCAGGCAAGGGAAUUAUGAGAACAGUGCUGUGAAGGCUGCAAAAAGAAUGUAAGAAGCAAUGCCUUCCAGGGGGUGACAUUGUAUUAUCUAUCAUCUAUCAAUCAACCUAUCAUAUAUCAACCAAUCUAUCAUCUAUAUUGUCUAUCUAUCCCCUAUCAUCUAUAAUUUUAUAUUUGAAGUAUACAUAUCCUAUAAACUACUCAAACAAGAAAUUCUGAAAUCCAAAGAAAUGCAAACAUUCCAGCCCCCAAUAAGAAAGUAAAUAUAUUAAAAUUGUCCUAGAAAAUUUCUUUGAAAGUAUGUUGAAACUUAACAAAAAGAGAAAAGGAAAAAAACCUAAAUUGCUAGUAAUUUCUAGGUUAACACAAAGAAAAUAGCAUUUCUUUAAUUCUGGGAAAUCAGAAAAUGUGGGGUGAUCUUCCAGGAAAAAGUUUAUGAUGUCUAUUUAUUUAUCACUCCCUUCCCCUCUUCCCGCUUCAUCUCUUCUUUCCCUUGAGUAAAUGGCCUGGGAAAAUAUGAAACCUACUGUAAGAGCCCUGGGGUGCUUGCAUUUUCCUCCCUUGUGUAAAUGUAACUACAGUUGUAAGUGGACUUCGGAAGUAGAGGCGGUGAAACCAAACUGUGGUCAAUGAAAACAGGAGUUUAUGCUUCUCACUUAUGAGAGCUUAGCCCAAGGACUGACCCAUAACCUAAGAUUUUCUACCUGAGUUUAAUAUAGGUGGGACUGGGCUCAAGUGAAGAUUUAAAAUAGACCAGGACAAAGAGAGUAGCAACUCUAGAAUAAAUUAGCAAGUUUUGUCUCAUGUUCAUUUGUUAAAGCAGUGAUAAUCCAUGGGAACAGCUUUCCUGCACUCCCUUGCUCACUCACUUUCUUUCUCAUCCUCUCUCUCUCUCUCUCAAACACACACACACACACACACACACACACACACACAGAUAACUUCUUCCCAGAUGUCACUUUUUGAAAUGCAGAAUUGAGACUAUGCUUUCAAAUCAGUAGAGUCUAAUGUAUGGAAACAUUUUGUGUCCCCUUCCCUACACUCUGUUAUAUAAAUUAUGCUCUGAGUAGAUUUUAGCUUUUAAUGCAUAAAGGAAAGCACUUAAUAAAAAACACUAUUUUAUUUUUGGAAUCUACAAAGCUAUGCAUUUUACUUGGUUAGUGAGGUUUUUUUCUCCACUUUGUACAAAAUCCAUUUGAAUAUGACAAACCUAUGAAUUUUCCCCAAAGGAAUAUUAGGUAUCUAGAAGUUUCAAAACAAACGACCAUUCACAGAUCAGUGGAUAAAUUAAUAAGCAUUAUGUUCUAAUGCUUUGCAAAACCAUUUAUAUCAUCACAAAUUUGAUAGUUUGAGAUUCGUUGGAAAGGAUAGUUAGAGUUCAGGGACAUGAUUUUUACUCUUGAAACUGCUCCCAUUAGUAGGUCACUUCCCCUGUUGUUUGGGAAGUUGGCAGGGUUGGGAGAAAGUGGGUCAUGAGAAAGAAGAGAAAGGAGAGAAGUGGUGAGGGAGCAAGUACUCAGACCUGUGAAAUUAAUCCACUUGCUAGGGGAGCAGCUCAGCCUGGUUGGAAAUCACACUUCUUUGUGCUGUCGUCUUCCAGACUUGCAAAGUAUCUCUUGACUCACAAUGUGGCUAAAUGAAAAAUUUUGUGUUAGUGUCCUGGAGAGUCUUGGCUAGAGAAAAGAAAGAACUGGGGGAAGGGGAUCUUCUUUCUCCCACUUGGAUUGCAUGUGCCAGGAAGCAGAGAGAACACUCACCCAUCCAAACCCAAGGGCUAGGCAACUCUAUGUGGGUUUCGGACAUAAAGUCUUAGUACAUCUCAACGGAAUGACUUGUAGAUCUCUCUGGAUUUCUGAAUACUGUAUUACACAAACAUGUUUUUUUUUUUUUAUUUGCUUGGUGAAAGGCUCUUCAGUUAACAAUUUAGCAUCUGUUUCUUGUGUUAAACACACAUUUCACCAGACCAAAAUUUAUCCAAAAAGAAUUUCCCCAGGAUCAGUUAACCAUCCUAGAAAUGAGAAGACCAAUCCUUCCAACUGAGGAGGUAUGCAUAGCUUUAAAUAGAAAUGCAUAGCAGAGUGAUAGAUAAAAUUGUUUAGGCUAUUAUCCUCAAAUCACAGUUUAAUAAUAAUCUUAUUUUUCUAGUAGAGUAGCUACAAAUCAACCUCUUAACAUUCAUAUCUAGCUUAAUAAGCCUUGCCGAGUUACUUACUCUCUUACCUGAGAUGUUUUUCCUUCCAUCUCACCUCUCUACCUCUCUUCCUCUUCUCUGCAGUAGGGAGUAUUUACAAUAGAUGAGUCUAAAUAUCAUUUUAAUUACAAUAUUCUCUAUAUAGCUUGAAUUAUAAUUGCAAUAAGCACAUUAAAAACAUUUGCUUCUUAUGUAGGAAAAUGUAGAGGUUAAGGCAUCAAAAUUAAAAAAGAGAAAUGCUGAGAAAUUUGCCAGUGGAGACUGUGAUCGAAGUAACUCUUGCCAGAAGUUCUUUUUAUGCUAUGCAGUACCAGAACUUGGGGAAACUUCUUGUUUUUUGCUAUAUAGUAUCAGAAUUUGGGAAACAACUUGUAAUUUGCUAUCAGAAGACAGCAAGGAGAAAUGAAAGGUCUAUGGAUACAUUUGCCAGCAUUUAUUUCAUAAUUUUAAAUUAGAGAUAACUAUAUUCCUCUUCUGAUUUUUUGUAUUCAAUACAUUUGUACUAUGCAACUCAUGCUUUGUGAUAAAUAAAGCACCAAAUAUGUAUCUACAACCAUGAUCACACAUGUUGUAUUAAAUAUAAAUCUGUAUCACUA